AUGGCAAGUCCUGAGGUAAACGACAGUCAGCAGCAGGCUCCUCAGAACGUGUAUCACGAUAUCGGCGUCACCAGGAAUAAGAUCGUGACGGCGCAGUUCGAGUGCUAUCAGAAGAUAAUGAAGGAUAAUUACCUGCUGAAGAAAGGUAAGGAGUUUAACAGGAAACAGUGGAGGAAGUUAUUUAGAUCUGCAGUAAAUCAUCCUUCUGUUUCUCCUACAGACGGCCAUGAAUCUGCUGUACCUGGCUCUGAUUGGCCACGGGCUCUCCCUCAUCUCCCUCUUCAUCUCCCUCGCCAUAUUCUUCCACUUCAAGAGUCUGAGCUGUCAGAGGAUCACUCUCCACAAAAACCUCUUCUUCUCCUUCGUCCUGAACUCCAUCAUCACCAUCAUCUGGCUGACGGCCGUCGCAAACAACCAGGAGUUAGUGCAGCGAAACCCCGUUUCCCAUUAAUACCAGCUACAAUACACGCUAUAGCCAGGAGCUAUUACUACAACGACAAAGAUGUGGGCGUGGCCUGUCGCUGUGCUUCAGCUGCUGUCUCUGUGUCUCUGCAGGUGAAUCUGUUCUUCCUGCUGAACAUCGUUCGGGUUCUCAUCACUAAACUGAAGGUGACGCACCAGGCCGAGUCCAGUCUCUACAUGAAGGCGGUGAGAGCCACCCUCAUCCUGGUCCCGCUGCUCGGCAUCCAGUACGUCCUGCUGCCGUAUAAACCGGGCGGACGCGUCUCCUCCGAGAUCUACGAUUACGUCAUGAACAUCCUCAUGCACUACCAG
Molecule: messenger RNA, 774 nt
Organism: Cylicocyclus nassatus
Lineage: Eukaryota; Metazoa; Nematoda; Chromadorea; Rhabditida; Strongylidae
Source: the annotation of a GenBank genome assembly